Megalops cyprinoides (Indo-Pacific tarpon) is the source of this 1667-nucleotide messenger RNA. RefSeq names its product transcription factor Dp-1, b (gene tfdp1b). Gene Ontology annotation, biological process: regulation of cell cycle; regulation of transcription by RNA polymerase II. Gene Ontology annotation, molecular function: RNA polymerase II transcription regulatory region sequence-specific DNA binding; DNA-binding transcription factor activity, RNA polymerase II-specific. Bases 339 to 1562 code for a protein of 407 amino acids. The record is from RefSeq and is a predicted model, not a curated record. The transcript has 12 exons. NCBI's taxonomy places the organism in Eukaryota, Metazoa, Chordata, Actinopteri, Elopiformes, Megalopidae. Gene Ontology annotation, cellular component: transcription regulator complex; nucleus.
AGCUAGCUACAAAAACUGAAGUGAUUAUUAGCCAGUGCCGGUUAGCUAACAUUAUCCGUCUGGAUACCUGCCUACACGGACUGCCUAACUCCUCGAACGUCCGAAUUUGGAGAAAAUGUUGCAUUUAGAAAUAUCACGAUUGUUUUGUGUUUAGUUUUUGUUUCCUGUUUGGUGCACGGAUUUAGACCUCCUCUUCCUCCCCUAUCCUCUCUGCCAGCAAAACAGGAGGCGAGGAGACUGAAUUCACUGGAGUGUGCAUUCGGGAUCCACUCUAACGUCCUGCAGUUUCUCUUCACUGAGAAGACACCAUUGCCUCCCUUCACACAGGAUUUGGUAUCAUGGCAAAAGAUGCUGGUCUGAUUGAAGCCAAUGGAGAGCUGAAGGUUUUCAUCGACCAGAAUCUCAGUCCCACUAAAGGGGUUUUGUCACUGGUGACUGUCCAUCCAUCGUCCGUCCCACUGGGGAAGCAACUGCUGCCCAAAACACUCGGACCUUCCAACGUCAACAUAGCGCCACACAUGGUGAUUGGUACUCCACAGAGGCCCAGUGGCUCCAGUGCCAUCUUGGUGGGCAGCCCACACACACCCAACACCCAGUUCCUCACCCACAGUCAGCCGCCCGACUCCUCACCCUGGUCCACUGGGAAGCGCAGUAAGAAGGGGGAGAAGAAUGGGAAGGGCCUCAGACACUUCUCCAUGAAGGUGUGUGAGAAGGUGCAGAGGAAGGGCAUCACCACCUACAAUGAGGUUGCAGACGAGCUGGUGGCCGAGUUCAGCUCCACGGACAACGUUGUGUCACCCAACGACCCGCAUGUGUACGACCAGAAGAACAUCCGGCGCCGUGUGUACGAUGCACUGAACGUCCUGAUGGCCAUGAACAUCAUCUCCAAGGAGAAGAAGGAGAUCAAGUGGAUCGGACUUCCCACCAACUCCGCCCAGGAGUGUCAGAACCUGGAGGUGGAAAAACAAAGAAGACUUGAAAGAAUCAAGCAGAAACAAUCCCAGCUACAAGAACUCAUUUUACAGCAAAUUGCCUUUAAGAACCUGGUUCAGCGGAAUCGGCAGGCAGAGCAGCAGGCGAACAGGCCUCCCCCUCCUAACUCUGUUAUCCAUCUGCCCUUCAUCAUCGUCAACACCAGCAAGAAGACAGUCAUCGACUGCAGCAUCUCCAAUGACAAGUUUGAAUACUUGUUUAACUUUGACAACAUGUUUGAGAUCCAUGACGACAUUGAGGUCCUGAAGCGGAUGGGCAUGGCCUGUGGGCUGGAGGCGGGGAAGUGCUCCCCAGAAGACCUGAAGAUGGCCCGCAGUCUGGUUCCCAAAGCCCUGGAGCCCUAUGUCACAGAAAUGGCCCAGGGAUCUAUAAACAACGUCUACAUUACGGGUGGGUCCUCCUCCAAUGGGGGGCGCUACCACACUGGCAGUGAGAGUGGUGCCGAUGGCACCCUGGCCUCCAGUUCCAGUGGCUCUCACUACAGCGGCUCGCGGGUCCAGACCCCCGUGUCCUACAUGGGCGACGAGGACGAAGACGACGACUACGAGGAGAAUGACGAUGAGGAUUAACCCGGCCCCUCCCCGCCCCGCUCCCCCACCAUCCUGCCUAGUCCAAGAAGUCAUCCUCCUCCUCUCACUCUUUGUUCUCUCCCUCUCUCUUUCUCUCUCGUUCUC